Molecule: messenger RNA, 1596 nt
Organism: Tricharina praecox
Lineage: Eukaryota; Fungi; Ascomycota; Pezizomycetes; Pezizales; Pyronemataceae
Exons: 4
Biological process (GO): intracellular mRNA localization
Cellular component (GO): ribonucleoprotein complex; nuclear outer membrane-endoplasmic reticulum membrane network; endoplasmic reticulum
Molecular function (GO): mRNA binding
Source: RefSeq, a predicted model, not a curated record
CAAAAGUCCACGUUGUCACUCACCAUGGCCGCCGCUUCUCCCGUCUCCACCCCCGCCGCCGGUGCUGCCGCCGCCGACAAGAAGGCCGUCAUCAAGCCCGAGCGCCCCGACGAGGAUGCGUACCACGCGGCCGAGGCUGUAGCCAAGAAGGCGGUCGAGGAAGUACAAGCGAAGCUGGACGAGGUCCGGGCAAAGAUCGACCUGGCGAAAUCCGGAAACUCCAGAAACCCGCGGCAGCAGGAGCUCAAGGUCGAACUUGCCGACAUUCGGUCUCAGGUUGCCGACAAGAAGGGUUCUCGCUCCAAGACUGAGGAGCAGAUCUCGACGCUUCAGGACAGCAUCAAUGCCCGCGUCAAGGAGCUCAAUGCGAAGAAGAAUAGGCUGCCUUACCGCACCCUCGCCGAUCUCGAGGCGGCCGUCUUCAAGCUCGAUAAGGAUGUUGAGAGCGGAAUGAUGAAGAUUGUCGAUGAAAAGAAGGCAAUCCAGGAGAUCAACAACCUGAGCAGACAGAAGAAGACCUUUGGCGAGAUGGACACUGCACAGAAGAGCAUCGAUGCCGACCGUGCCAGACUGAAGGAGUUGAAGGACCAGAAGCAGGAUCCCGUCCUGAAGGAGCUCAACGAGAGGUACGACGCUUUGGACAAGGAGUUCAAGGCGAUCAAGGCCGAGCAGAACUCUGCCUACGAGAACCUCAGCGCCCUCCAGAGCGAACGUGACCGGCUCCAGGCCAUCCGCCAGGAGAAGUCGCAAGCGCUCAAGCAGAUCCAUGGGGAUUUCAUCCGAAGCCGUAACGCAUACCGGAACUACGAACGGGAAGCGCGCAAGAUCCGCGACGAGCGCCGAGCCAAGGAGCAAGCCGAGUACCAUCUCCAGAAGAAGCGUGCCGUCGCGGCCGCGAAGCUCGAGAAAGCCUCGAUUCCCGCUUACGCUGAGGAGAUCAUCGCUUGCGAAAAUCUCAUCAUCUUCUUUGACCCUAGCUCUGCUGAGGCUGCCCGGAAGGCCAAGAAUGUGGCUGCUCCCCGUGAGCUCGCGGCGAAGGCUGUCCAUGAUGUUAAGCCCUUUGAGGGAAAGCAGGGCAAGGAGCUUGUCAAGGUGCAGGAGGAUUACUUCGUCGGCACCGGAGGAAAGAAGAAGAAGGGCAAGAAGACCCGUGCUCCCGCCGAUGAGACCUCCGAGGCUGCUGCCCCCGCCGCGCCUACAAAGAUCAACCUUAACGUUGGACUGCUCGAGGAGCUGGCCAAGGUUGAUGUGCCGACACCCGCUAGUGCUGAUGAACUGCCCCACGUGCUCGCGAAGCUGAGGGAAAAGCUUCAGUACUACAAAGAAAACCAGGACAAGGUCACCCAGGCGAACAUCGCCAAGGCCCAGAAGGAGAUCGACAAGCUUGAGGGGGCCGACGAGUCCGCCGAAGCUGAGGCCUCCCCCGUCGCCGCCUCUCCUGCCGUCGAAGAGGAGAAGGCGGAGGAAGAGGUGAAAGAAGAGAAGGAGGUGAAGGGGGAGAACGAAGAGAAGGAGGACAAGGAGGAGGCCCCUCCUACUUCCACCGAAGCCGUGUCUGAGGAGGAACCGAAGGAGGAGACCGCCGCCGAGUCGUAA